Anopheles nili is the source of this 2012-nucleotide messenger RNA. RefSeq lists its product as uncharacterized. Lineage: Eukaryota; Metazoa; Arthropoda; Insecta; Diptera; Culicidae. The transcript has 4 exons. The record is from RefSeq and is a predicted model, not a curated record. Bases 173 to 1081 code for a protein of 302 amino acids.
AAGUAUCCGAAUGAAGUUCUGUAACAUUGAAAGUGCAUUAAAGUGGUAAAAAGGUGUUAAAUAAAUUGUUAUAAGACUAUCCGUGUUACGAGACCGUAAGGACACACCGGCAAGGACUGUACUAAAUAUUAGGUUCUAGCUGCAAACAGGCUAAUAUAAAUCAAGUACUACAAUGCUUCCUGUACUAACGGAUGUUAGCAAAUUUUAUAACCGGCUCAGCAUCCUGAUAACAGUGUUUAUUACUGUGAAUGUGUACCGAGUACGAGCCGACAACUGCGGUCAAGAGGAGCUAGCCAAGUGCGCCCGCCCGUUCCAGGUGAUACAAUCGUCGACGGAUCUGUCCAUAGCAACGAAAAAGGAGGACCUGGAUAAAAUAUGCCCUGAUCUAAGCAAUGGUUUGCAUUGCAUAAGAAGCUACACACGGCGCUGUAUGACCCUCGAUCAACGCAAUCGCUUUAACGAGCUGUACAACGGCACGCAUCAAUUCGUGCGCGACCUCUGCCGGGAGGGCGAGUACCAAAGCGAGUACCUUUCGCACGCACCCUGUCUGCAGUUGGUCCGCCCGGAUUAUGAAGUUUGUGGCCGGAAGUAUCACCAAACUGUGACGGCGAUCUCACAACAGUCUACUCAAGCACCGCAUCACCAUCAGCAACACCACGAGCAUCAACAUUCAGCAGGACACGAAGACGGAUCGGCGAGUGGACAGCAUCACGAAAGACGACACAGGAACCACCGAACGGCUAGUCGUACGGACGAGGACGACGUGCGGACAGUGUGCUGUUCCUUCAUGGAGUAUCUCGAUUGUUCGGAAGCGGCCGCCAGAAACACGUGUGGACGCGAGACGGCUAAGUUUACGCGCGGUUUUCUCGACAAAAUGUCGUCCACGCUGAUCAGGAUGUACUGCGAGAACUACUACAAGUCGAACAAGUGUCCCUCGAUGUACACGUCCGCUUCCAGCAGUCAGUGGAGUCAGCUCCACAGCACGGUGUUGCUGGUGAUUCCCACGAUCGUCAGCACGAUCGGCAGCUGGUCAUCGGUGUGGUGGACGCUUCGACCCGCCAGCUUGCUACGGUUACGAUAAUUGAAGGCGCAAGGAUGAAAAUCAAUAAAUUUCCACACUAGCAAAGGUCUGCUUCCACGCAACGCUAGGUCGCUGAGAUAAUGCCUAAUCGUAGCUAAAUUUUGCGCACUGGUUUGCGAUUUAAAUUUUUUCCGCGAUUUAGCGAUGGUACAAAUCGCUGCGGUCUAGUAAAAAGGGAAAACUGACGGGAAAGGCGUACAGUCACGCCACGGUACACCCCGUUACAGCGCAAUUGGCAAAUUGAAUCCAAACCCCCCUCAAACCGGCACAUGCCAAUCGCGUUGAAUUGAGCGCCAUCAUGCUCAUCAGGCGCGAUCGCCGGCAGCUAGCCGUCGGUUGUCUAAGUCUCGUCACCACACCAAGUAGUGCAAUUAAGGUUAAUUUAUUUAUUAGGCACACUCGGGGUGUUUUGCGACCGUGACGACGUACUGUAGACUACGUACGGCCCUGCCGUUCGAUCUAGUGACCCGGGGAUGGAAGCGCAUGCUCUCGAUAUUUGAGAUGUUGUGAUUUUGGGUUUCGCGUGCGAUUGCCAGAGAUGUAGAUAUUGUUCUUACAGAUUAGCACGUAGAGAUCUAGAGCGAGAUCGGAGAGCUUGCUGACACAAUUGCGCCACCCAUCCCCACAAAAAUGCCAGUCAUAGUUUGUAGGUCAGUAAAUGAUUCUAUCACUGCUACUGCCGGCACUAGCAGGCGUUCGGCGAGAGGCAGGAAUUCAUAUCCAAAGCAAGCAAACGUGUAAAGUAACUAAUUCGUAGAGCUUAGAGCGUAUUCUAUUAGGUUAGGCCGUUGAUACAACGGGACAAACCCGGGAUUUGAUGAAUAAGACGUUAAUAUACUAUGUAAUACUGAUCUACUCAUAGGCUCUCAAAUAUAAAUCACUCAUCAAGCGUACUGUGGCGAGUUGUUGCUCAUUAUUAUAUUUUCCACAU